CUCUCUGCUUGCGAGCUGGAGGGAGAGUGCAGGCAAACUAACUUGGUAGAGACCCAUACAGACCCACAGCGGGCAGGGGCAGGGGUUGCGGAUUGCUGGAGCACAGGCGGAGUGAGCACUAAGCAUGUGGCUUCCUUGUGCCACUCCUGGAAAAUAAUGGACUGGGUAAGGAACAGUUAAUAAGAAAAUGUGCCUUGCUAACUGCGCACAUUACAACAAAGAGCUGGCAGCUCCUGAAGGAAAAGGGCUUGUGCCGCUGCCGUUCAAACUUGUCAGUCAACUCGUGCCAGCAGCCUCAGCGUCUGCCUCCCCAGCACACCCUCAUUACAUGUGUCUGUCUGGCCUGAUCCGUGCAUCUGCUGAGAGGCGCUCCUGACAAGUCAGGAAUUUCUCAAUUUCUCCCUGGUGCAAAGAGCGGAUUUCUCCCUGCUUCUCUUUUGUCACCCCUGCUACUCUCCCCAAGGAGGCUCCUUGAUUUAUGGUAGCUUUGGACUUCCUUCAGCGUCUGCCUGCCCUUGACUUCUAGAAUGGAAGAAGCUGAGCUGGUGAAGGGAAGACUCCAAGCCAUCACAGACAAAAGAAAAAUACAGGAAGAAAUCUCACAGAAACGUCUGAAAAUAGAAGAAGAAAAACUAAAACACCAACAUUUGAAGAAAAAAGCCUUGAGGGAGAAAUGGCUUCUGGAUGGGAUCAGCAACGGAAAAGAACAAGAAGAGAUGAAGAAGCAAAAUCAACAAGACCAGCAUCAGAUCCAGGUUCUAGAACAAAGUAUCCACAGGCUUGAGAAAGAGAUCCAAGAUCUUGAAAAGGUUGAACUGGAAAUCUCAACCAAUGAAGAGGCAAUUUUAAAGAAACUAAAAUCAAUUGAGAGGACAACAGAAGAUAUAAUAAGAUCUGUGAAGGAAGAAAAGGAAGAAACAUCAAGAGAGUCCAUUGAGGAUAUCUAUGCUAACAUCCCUGACCUUCCAAAAUAUUACAUACCUUCCAGAUUAAGGAAGGAAAGAAAUGAAGGACUGGAAGAUGAUGAACAAAAUAGAAAAGCACUGUAUGCCAUGGAAAUUAAAGUUGAAAAAGACUUGAAGACUGGGGAAAGUACAGUUCUGUCUUCGAUACCUCUCCCAUCAGAUGACUUUAAAGGUACAGGAAUCAAAGUUUAUGAUGACGGACAAAAGUCAGUGUAUGCAGUAAGCUCUAAUCACUGUGCAGCAUACAAUGGCACCGAUGGCCUGGCACCAGUUGAGGUGGAGGAACUUCUAAGACAAGCCUCAGAGAGAAACUCUAAAUCUCCAACUGAAUAUCAUGAGCCUGUGUAUGCCAAUCCAUUUUGCAGACCCACAGCCCCGCAGAGAGAAAAGGCAACCCCUGGACCAAAUUUUCAAGAAAGGAUAAAGAUUAAAGCUAAUGGACUGAGCGACGAUGUAAAUGACUCCAUACUCAAUAUGGACAAUGGACUUUCAGAGGAGAGGAGCAUCAGAGUCAAUCACAUCAGCCCCAUUCAGCCAAUACCUCAUCCCCGAUCAAUAACUCAACAAGCAGAUGAGAUGUCCCACGCCCCAAAAAAGAUGAUGACUCCUUGGGAAGACUCAAAUGCCAUUCAGGACAAAUAUGAUGCACCCUCUCCAAAAACCAGAGUGAGCCCCAGCAAAGCAACACUUGGGAAGUCAGAACACCAGGGCUCUUCUCCCACUUGCCAAGGGGAAGAAGAAGAUGUUAGAUAUAAUAUCAUUCACUCAUUGCCUCCUGACAUGGAUAAUUCAAAACCUGUGACCAUGAUUUUCAUGGGGUAUCAGCAGGCAGAGGACAAUGAAGAAGACAAAAAACUUCUGACGGGGUAUGAUGGGAUCAUCCACGCUGAGCUAGUUGUGAUUGAUGAUGAGACAGAGGAGGAUGAAGGAGAAGCUGAACAGCUGUCCUAUCACCCCGUAGCGCCCUGUAUUCAGGUUUACCAGCCACCCAAACCCACACCACUUCCUAGAAAGAGACCUGAAGUGAAUCCUCAUGAAAACUCAAACCAUAAAUCUCCCCACAAAAAUUCAAUAUCUCUGAAAGAACAAGAAGAAAGUUUAGGUGGCCCUGCCCACCAUUCUCCAAUUGAUGUUCCGAUAGCCGGGGAUGGGACUGAGGAUCCAUCUUUAACAGCUCUAAGGAUGAGAAUGGCAAAGCUUGGGAAAAAAGUGAUCUGAGAGCUGUGUUACCUAUGUAAAAAUUCUUCGGAGAAAAAACUAAGAAACAUCUGCAAAUUUCUCUUCUGGAUAUUUUUGUUUCUUUUUCUUGGAAUCUAAAAAACUAUAAUCAUACCAAUAUUAAGUCAUGUGAAUAAAUAGUAGUCAUUAUCUGUGAAAAAAAUUCCAAAAACUGGGGAAAACCAAAUCCAAAACUUUUCCAGUUAUUUGAUAUGAUUCAUUGGAGGGGGGAAACCAGCAUAUUUUUAUUGUAUUGAUACCAAAGCAUUUCUAAUAAGAACUUGUUACAUUUAAGAAUAAAGUUAUUUAAAAUAU
Molecule: messenger RNA, 2498 nt
Organism: Heterocephalus glaber (naked mole-rat)
Lineage: Eukaryota; Metazoa; Chordata; Mammalia; Rodentia; Bathyergidae
Gene: Palmd
Product: palmdelphin
Biological process (GO): regulation of cell shape
Cellular component (GO): membrane; cytoplasm
Source: RefSeq, a predicted model, not a curated record